Cryptococcus wingfieldii CBS 7118 is the source of this 441-nucleotide messenger RNA. RefSeq lists its product as hypothetical. NCBI's taxonomy places the organism in Eukaryota, Fungi, Basidiomycota, Tremellomycetes, Tremellales, Cryptococcaceae. The record is from RefSeq and is a predicted model, not a curated record. The transcript has a single exon. The coding region runs from base 1 to 441 and encodes 146 amino acids.
AUGCCCGGUUCGAAAUACGACUCUCUUCGAACGUAUCAUAAGGGCGGUAUCAAUCCGUCGACUAGACAGGCAGAAGAUGGUACCAUCUGCACCUCGCCUUCCACUGAGCUUCCUAUUACCACCACUAACAGAGACAGAGACCCAUAUGGUCCUUCACACGUCUCAAGGUCCCAGUAUAUGUCAUCACGGCGCAGCAAAACAGAGACGUCGCAGCAAGCGGCCUCCUCCAGGUCCGCCACAGCACCAGAGCUUGAACAAUCAACAGGCUUACCCAUGUCUUUCCUCGAAACAUUACCGAGAUCUACUGAGAAAGUCAAGUCCAGUGAUGCCUCGGCGACACGUCAGAAGUUGCUUGAUAGUGAAUACAUAAUCAUCAACGAGGUCAAGGCGGGCAACGGCUACACAACAUUUUCGUAUGUUGACACGCCAGAAUUCAUUUAG